Messenger RNA from Rana temporaria (common frog), 2638 nucleotides. RefSeq names its product von Willebrand factor A domain-containing protein 5A-like. Lineage: Eukaryota; Metazoa; Chordata; Amphibia; Anura; Ranidae. The transcript has 21 exons. The coding region runs from base 118 to 2586 and encodes 822 amino acids. The record is from RefSeq and is a predicted model, not a curated record.
UCUCCUGCAGUCUCUUCUUCCCUUCCUGUACACUGCAGACAUCCCAGAGACCAUCGGCUGCAGGGGACCCUCCUGACCGCCAUCUGCCCCACACAAGGGAAAAAUUGUGAUUUUGACAUGAAGGAGAAAUGUGCCAAAAUAGGCCCGGAUGUCAAGUGGUUAAAGAUGUCUGAAAGCUUGCCGUUCUCGCAAUGCUGCGGACUCCUAACAAAUCAGAAGCUGCCUAUCCCUCUGCAGGGGAUCUGGGUUGACGCUCUGGUGAAAGGCUUUGUGACGGAUGUAUCAGCGACUCUAAAAUAUAAGAACAAGGAGGAGAAUGCAGUGGAAGCCAUCUUUGUCUUCCCCAUGGACGAAGACUCGGCAGUCUACAGCUUUGAGGCCACAAUAGAGGGGAAGAAGAUUGUAGCUGACCUCCAGGAGAAGAAGCAGGCUAAAGAAACCUACAAUGAAGCCAUCAGCCAGGGUCAACAGGCCUUCCUUCUGGAGGAAGAUGAGAGUUCCGGGGACAUAUUCAGUAUCAGCGUUGGGAAUCUUGCUCCUGGUCAGGAGGCCGAAGUCACCAUGAAUUACGUGCGGGAGUUGUCAGUGGAGGCAGAUGGAGCUGUGCGUUUUGUUUUACCGGCUGUGCUCAACCCAAGAUAUACCCCAAAAGGUGAAAAGGAGAGCAUUACAGCCACCCUACCCAAUGUUCCAAUAAGUGAUCUCCCAUACACGCUGAGCCUGAACGCCCAAUUCCAAUCUGCUUAUGGCCUUAACAAGAUCGAGAGUCCAUGUAACAUCACUCCAAUCCAGUACACCAAUGAGGACAAGACUGAGGCCAAGGUGUCAUUGGCUGAAGGCCAUAAAUUUGAUCGAGAUGUAGAAAUUCUGGUCUACUAUAAUGAAGUGAACAAGCCCAGCGUCACUCUGGAGUCCGCUCUUCCAGAUGCUGCAGAAGAUUCUUUUAUGGCAUAUCCCAUCGCCAUGUUGAAUUUCUACCCCAGUUUUCCCGAGACUCAGGAACAGUCAAAGUGUGGAGAGUUCAUAUUUGUCGUGGACCGGUCUGGCAGUAUGGACUGUCCGAUGAACUCUGAGCCGAACGCCCCAAUGCGCAUCCAGAGCGCUAAGGAGACACUGGUUCUUCUAUUGAAGAGUUUACCCCUUGGCUGUUACUUCAACAUCUAUGGCUUUGGCUCCACGUUCGAGUCUUUGUUUCUGGAAAGCAUGGAGUACACACAGGUGACUUUGGAGGCAGCAGUUGACAAGGUGAACCAGAUGUCUGCAGACUUGGGAGGAACGGAGAUCCUGGAGCCGCUAAAGAAAAUCUACAAAACGGCUGGAAGACCACAACACCCGAGACAAGUCUUCAUCUUCACAGAUGGCGAAGUGGGGAACACACAGCAAGUGAUAGCCGAGGUCCAGAGAAAUGCGCACAAUCACCGGUGUUUUAGCUUUGGGAUCGGUGAAGGAGCCUCCACUGCUCUCAUUAAAGGCAUGGCCCGGGUAGCAAGCGGCAACUAUGAGUUCAUUACCGGAAAAGAUCGUCUGCAGCCAAAAGUUCUGAAAGCUCUGAAAUGUGCCUUACAACCCACCAUUAAGGAAAUUACCUUAAACUGGACCCUUCAUCCCGAUGUGGAGCAGAAUUUGGUGUCUCAGGCCCCCACUGUCCUCUUCCAGGGUCAGAGGUCCAUAGUCUACGUCCAGUUCAAGGGAAAGCUGGAGGAGGAGAAGGAAGCCCGGGUCUCUCUACAAUACAAUUACAAAGAGGAAAUUGUCACCAAUGAACUGCAUUUUACUCUGAAGUUUGGCAACGUAGAGAGACCGACCAUCCACAGACUGGCUGCCAAAAAUCUGAUUUCCUUCUUGGAAUCUGAAGAGGAGUCUGAAGAGGUGAAGAAGAUGAUCUUGGAGACCAGUCUGCAGUCUGGUGUUGUCUCCUCUCUCACAGCCUAUGUAGCCGUCAACAAGGACACCAAGACACGUGUGGAGGGACCUCCUGUGCAGAGGUUCAUGCCUCCAGUUGCCAUGGCCUGUUGUAUGCGUCAACCAGUAUAUUGCUACGAUUCCCUGGCACCAAUGAUGGCUCCAAUACAAAUCCUUGAGCUGGCUGAAGAUGCUGCUGUUGGGCCAGACAUCGCUUUUAAAUCUCUAUCAAUUGAAGUCCCACAAGACAUUGGCCAGGGUGACGUCGACAAUGCGUCGAAUUUGGCAGGAGGCCUCGCUGUUGGGUCGCUACCAGGUGGCAUUCCACAAGAACCGCCUACUCCUGUGACAGUUGAGACUCCCGCCCUGUACAGACUAAUCUCUCUCCAGAAAGCGGAUGGCUCCUGGGAAGCGAGCUCUGAAUUUGCCACCAUUCUGGGAAUACCUGAGAAUUUUGCAGAGAGUUGUCCUGUUUCGAAUGUAGGAGGGUCGGUGUGGGCAACUGCCCUAGCGGUGAUCUGGCUUCAUUCUUCCUGUCUGGACCAGAGAGAUGAAUGGGAGCUGCUGGAGGGAAAAGCGGUCUCCUGGGUCAAGGACAGCGCAGGUUCUUCCCUGGCAGAGGUGGUCAAAGCCGGAAACGUGUUUUUGAAGUCAUCGGUGGAUGUUGCAAUUUUUGGUCUCUGAUUUUGUAGCUGGAGAAGUCUCGUGUGUAAUAAAAACUGUACUGCUGAAUAUA